UCCUAGGCAGCAGCAGCAGGAGGAGGAGGAAUAAGGAGAAAGAAAGAAGCGGCGGCGGCGUUUGCAACGAACUCUAUGGGAGAGGCCGAGGCCUUCGUCCCGCUCGUCGGUCUGCGGAGUGACGAGCUGGCGCUGCCUGCAGGAGGACAGGUGACAAAGCCACGAUGGAAACUUUAGAAGAAGAAAACUUUGGUGUGUCCAUCUCUUCACCAUCGGAUGCUGAGUUCGAUGCUGUUGUUGGCUAUUUAGAAGAUAUAAUAAUGGAUGAUGACUUCCAGCUUAUACAAAGGAACUUCAUGGACAAAUACUACCAAGAGUUUGAUGAUACGGAGGAAAAUAAGCUCAUCUACACUCCUAUUUUUAAUGAAUAUAUAUGCUUAGUUGAAAAAUACAUUGAAGAAAAGCUCUUGGACAGGAUUCCUGGUUUCAGCAUGUCUGCCUUCACCUUGUCAUUACAGCAGCACAAGGAUGAAAUUGCAGGCGAUAUUUUUGACAUGCUUCUCACAUUUACUGACUUCCUCGCAUUUAAAGAAAUGUUCCUGGAUUACAGAGCUGAAAAAGAAGGCCGAGGCCUGGACUUAAGCAGCGGAUUCGUGGUGACACCCUUGAGCAAGUCCUCCAUGUCGCCUUCAGCAAACAGUCUACGAUACUAGCUUUUGCCUCCAAAAGAGAGCUGUCUCCACCUGGGGUGCCCUGAAUGCAAAAGCCAGCAGAAGAGAUUAGUGUGAUGCUGAGGCGUGCAACCCUUAUUCCCUCUUGGCAGGCCAAUUUUUCGUCUUAGCUGCUCGUUUGAAUUGGGCCUUUCCACUUGAUCAGUGACUAGUAUAACUCCAGCCCUGUCUUAGCACUUGGAUUUGUUGCUGUGCCAGCCAAAAGGGACUUUAUGCCAUGGAGGUCAGUUAGUGCCAUGGUCUGUUUGAGGGCUGCCGAUUUCUUGGAAGGAAAACAAGCACUUCUUCAUUGGACAGCAGUGAUGGAAAAUGAGUGUCAAACGUGGGAUGGUUCUAACUGCACAACCUUUUUUGAAGUUCACAAUCACAACAAAUCGGGGAAAACAUGUUUAGCGUAGUUCUGAAUGCCACAUUUUGACUUUCGACAGUAGCACGUGUGUGUGUGAUGCGAAUAUAUAUAUUUAGCAUGAAA
This is a messenger RNA of Podarcis raffonei (Aeolian wall lizard), 1143 nucleotides long. It is a transcript of the gene ARL2BP, whose product is annotated as ADP ribosylation factor like GTPase 2 binding protein. Gene Ontology annotation, biological process: maintenance of protein location in nucleus; positive regulation of tyrosine phosphorylation of STAT protein. The transcript has 7 exons. The coding region runs from base 165 to 653 and encodes 162 amino acids. Gene Ontology annotation, cellular component: mitochondrial intermembrane space. NCBI's taxonomy places the organism in Eukaryota, Metazoa, Chordata, Lepidosauria, Squamata, Lacertidae. The record is from RefSeq and is a predicted model, not a curated record.